Messenger RNA from Priapulus caudatus, 309 nucleotides. Its product is annotated as NADH dehydrogenase [ubiquinone] 1 beta subcomplex subunit 3-like. Lineage: Eukaryota; Metazoa; Priapulida; Priapulimorpha; Priapulimorphida; Priapulidae. Gene Ontology annotation, biological process: mitochondrial respiratory chain complex I assembly; electron transport chain. The record is from RefSeq and is a predicted model, not a curated record. Gene Ontology annotation, cellular component: mitochondrion. The coding region runs from base 1 to 309 and encodes 102 amino acids. The transcript is spliced from 3 exons.
AUGGCGGCCACCAACCGAAUGGGUGGUGGCCACCAUCAAGAAAUUAAGGUCCCGGACUGGAGGAUAUACAAGGUCGCAGAUGCUCCUAAACUCGCCGAAGUCGAGCAGAUGCUUGCAAGCAAAGGCUUAAAAGAUCCAUGGCUUAGGAAUGAGGUGUGGAGGUACCACCCAGGUUAUGGCACUCCCAAGCAUCGCUUUAUGCUCACCUUUUUCCGAGGGUUCAAGUAUGGCUUUGCUGCAUUUGUGCUGACUGUCGCUGGACGGACAGCGUACGAGCAUUACUACCCAGAUGAGCAUGCACACCAUUGA